AUGCCCUUGAACCUCCCCGGCAUCCUUGCUCUUCUACAUCUUCUCAUCAAUCCGCGGCUUGUGAUACCAUCCAUAGCCGUUAAAGGUGAAAGGCCUGUCUUUCCAGAGGGAGUCGGCUACCGUGGUGUAGUCUUUGACAAGGAUAACUGUCUGGUAUGUGCUAUCGUACAAGCGGAGGGGUUUGAGCUUAUCCAGUCGCAGACCAUACCGCAUCAGGAUGCAUUGAUACCAGCGCUGAAGCAAGCGUGGGAUGAGUGCCGGGAGACCUUUGGAGAUAAAAACGUGUUAAUUGUGAGCAAUACCGCUGGAUCGCAUCUGGAUGGAGGAGAUAUUCAGGCUGAGUCUGUAGCCCAUCAUCUCUCUGUCGCAGUACUCCGGCACUCGUCCUUCAAGCCCUCAUAUUCCUGCAUAACAUCCAUACGGGCUUAUUUCGCUUCCCUCCCAACUCCUGUUGCAGAUAAUGAGCUGGUCAUAGUCGGGGACCGCAUUUUCACAGACAUCGUCAUGGCCAAUCGGAUGGCUCGAAGGUUUGUGCCAAGGCCAAGCGUUCACGAGAAGGAGUUUCAAGAGGAGAAGACGGUCACCCGGAGAACGGGCCCGUUGGCAGUUUGGACGGAGAAUGUUUGGCAGAGGGACAACACCUUACUUCGGUGGAUGGAGAAAGGUGUCAUGCGUGGCAUGGAGCGGUGGUUUGUUAACCCUCGCGAUCUCACUGCAAGGGAAGAACUGAGAAGGAGAUUUGUGAAGGAUUUACCGGUAUCGGAGCUCAGUGCCACAACCGAGGGGUGGCUGCACAAGCUGUGGACUACGUUCCGCAAAUACAAGAUUGUCGCGCUUGCGAAGCCGGAACGCAAACCGCUUGGAAUUGCUGUUGGUCUCUUGGUUGUGUCUUCUUCAAUAUCCUUGAGUGUGCCCUUCACGGUCGGAAAGCUCAUAGAUUUCUUCACGUCCACGGAACCCCAAAUACCGCUAAGCCUCUCGUUGUGGCAAGCUUCUGCGCUACUACUGUUACUCUUUACCACCGGUGCCGUGGCUAACGCUGGACGUGCCAUGCUAAUGCGUUUGUCGGGUCAGCGGAUAGUGGCUCGUUUGCGCGAGCGGAUGUACGGUGCAGCUCUCCGGCAAGAAGUGGAAUUCGUUGAACGUGGCGAAGGGGAUGUGCUCAGCAGACUUAGCUUGGAUUCCAGUAUUGUGGGUGAAAGCUUGACAAACAACUUGUCGGACGGCCUACGUUCUGUGAUCAUGGCUUCAGCUGGUCUUGGUGCUAUGUUCUACAUCUCACCCACAUUAACGUUAUUGAUGCUCACGGUUGUUCCUCCUGUCUCGCUUGGUGUCGUGUUCUACGGUCGAUAUCUCAAGCGAUUGUCGAACAAGACUCAAGAAGCUCUGGGCGACAUGACCAAGGUUGCGCAAGAAUCCCUCUCUGCAAUGCGUACAGUUCAAGCGUUCAACGCGCACCCUCAUGAAGAACGGAAAUUUCACGAGAAAGUUGGCAAUGUGCUUUCUCUUGCACGAAAGGAGGCAAUCGCCAGCGGAAUCUUCUUCGGUAGUACAGGGUGGAGUGGUAAUGUUACUCUUCUGGCUCUUCUCGGUUAUGGAGGAUCUCUAGUUACUCAGGGAGCAAUCACUGUUGGAGACUUGACCAGUCUGCUGUUGUACACAGUAUAUGUUGGAAGUGGUCUACAGAUGCUAACCUCGUUCUUCUCGUCCAUUAUGCGGGGCGUCGGUGCCGGUGUCCGCAUCUUCGAGUUGCUGGAUCGCAAGCCAGCAAUUCCUCCAGAUACAGGUAUUAUAGUAGAUCACUCGCGCCGCGGUCCUGUUCGAUUUGAAGAUGUCUGCUUCGAGUAUCCGAGCCGACCAGGGGUACAGAUCUUGAAAGAUUUACAUUUAGAGGUGAAUGUCGGUGAGAGCGUCGCGAUCGUCGGAAAGAGUGGAAGUGGCAAAUCGUCCAUCAAUGCUUUAUUGAUGAGGUAUUAUGACCCCGUCAGGGGCAGAGUUACUUUUGAUGGGCAAGGCAGUCUAGACAUCCGAGAGUUUAAGCCUUCCUCGUGGCGUAAUUUGAUCGGCGUUGUCCCUCAGGCUAGUGGAACAAUUGCGUCGAACAUAGCCUAUGGUAACGAGUCAGCUACUCGCGAGCAGAUUGAAGCUGCGGCUCGUGAGGCCAACUGUGAAUUCGUGUGGGGAAUGCCGCAUGGUUUCGAUACAGAAAUCGGGCGAUUGAGUCUCAGUGGUGGCCAGAGACAGCGCCUAGCCAUCGCCCGAGCCUUGUUGAAGAAGCCUGCGAUCUUGGCCCUUGACGAAGCCACUAGUUCCCUAGAUGCAACAUCCGAACAUCGGGUCAACGACGCGAUUGACAAAAUUCUUAGGUCGAGACAGACAACAUGCCUUAUCGUCGCGCAUCGCCUUUCGACGAUUGCGCGGGCAGAGAAAAUCGUUGUAUUAGAAGGUUCGCCUUGUUCCGCUAAGUUUGUGAAGCCGGGUGACCGAUGGUCGUGGCUUACUCUUCCAGAUGGACACAUCAGUGAGGCGGGAACAUUUCGCCAACUGGUCAACAACGAGAACUCAAGGUUCCGGGAGCUCGUGGCUGCCCAGCUCAACGCCGCCGCCGGUGAAUCUACCUUAUCCAGCUCAGCAAAGCCAACACCGACAAUUACAAUAAAUUCACACACCCCCUCCCCACCGCCUCGACCCGAGGCACAGCUGUAG
This is a messenger RNA of Sparassis crispa, 2706 nucleotides long. RefSeq names its product ATP-dependent permease MDL1, mitochondrial. Bases 1 to 2706 code for a protein of 901 amino acids. Gene Ontology annotation, molecular function: ABC-type oligopeptide transporter activity; phosphatidylglycerophosphatase activity; ATP hydrolysis activity. Gene Ontology annotation, biological process: transmembrane transport. Gene Ontology annotation, cellular component: membrane. NCBI's taxonomy places the organism in Eukaryota, Fungi, Basidiomycota, Agaricomycetes, Polyporales, Sparassidaceae. The transcript has 20 exons. The record is from RefSeq and is a predicted model, not a curated record.